UAUUUUGCGAUCCCACCGAGGAAGAAGAAGAAGAGAGAGAGAGAGAGAGAGAGAGAGAGAGAGAGAGUGUGUAGAGAGGGAGGAGAGAGAUCGAUAAUGGCGGAGGAGGGAGCCGUGAUCGCAUGCCACGCCGUGGAGGAGUGGAGUCGCCAACUCCAACAGGCGAAUGAGUCGAAGAAGCUGGUUGUCGUUGACUUCACUGCUUCGUGGUGUGGCCCUUGCCGUAUGAUUGCUCCUGUUUUUGCUGAAUUUGCCAAGAAGUACCCUGGAGUUGUUUUCCUGAAGGUGGAUGUUGAUGAAUUGAAGGGCGUCGCACGUGAGUGGGAGGUCGAGGCGAUGCCGACCUUUGUUUUUCUCAAGGAAGGGAAAGCCGUGGAUAAGCUCGUCGGUGCUGUGAAAGACGAGCUGCAGAAGAAGAUUGAGCUGCUCAAGUCAAACUAAGCGCGACUAGUCGCUCACAUAUCAUCAGCUUAACUUAUGCUAUAUAGAUAUUAGGUAAAAUGUGUUUGCAGUUAAGAACUGAAUUUGAGACUUGUUUAGUUAGUAACUGUGUUAUCUGGAUAUAUUGCUGCAGUGUUGCUGGUUUGUUUGUGGACAUAUGCUUAUCGCUCUUGUUUGAAA
Ananas comosus (pineapple) is the source of this 621-nucleotide messenger RNA. Its product is annotated as thioredoxin H1-like. Bases 97 to 441 code for a protein of 114 amino acids. Gene Ontology annotation, molecular function: protein-disulfide reductase activity. The record is from RefSeq and is a predicted model, not a curated record. Lineage: Eukaryota; Viridiplantae; Streptophyta; Magnoliopsida; Poales; Bromeliaceae. The transcript has 3 exons.